CAAUCACGUCAAAAAGAUAAUGCUCGGUGGAAGGGAAAAGUGCUAAACAGCAGAUCUCUCUCGUUUUGUGGUUGAAGAUUAGUGAAAAAUUGAGCCUCUGCGAACCAGUGGAGCUCAGUUAUUAUGGUGUUUUCGAAGCGAAAGAUGAAGCAGUUGUUCGCGUUCGGUGUGGCCAUCGUUUUGGUGAUCUGUUUGUACAAGUCAUGGGGCAACCCGACCAGCGGUAAGCUAAAUCUAGGAAUCGGCAGCGAAAAUGACCUAGAGAAUGGCAUAGAUCAGGUAAAGUUUGCACAACAGCGUCAUGAGCUUCUACAGGGGAUACCUGCCAAAAGUCCUCCCGGCGGUGUCAGCAGUAACUUUGCUGGGGCUGCAGAAAUGCUGCACGACGAUCAGGAAAACCGUUUGAACGAGUUGCAUCAAGCUAAGAAGCAAAUUCUGGAACUAGAACGGAAAAUUCAGGAACUGGAGGGUCGCAUUCCGAGAAAGUAUCCUGACGUUACAUUCCUCAACUACAAGAACAGAAAACGAAUUUUGAUUACUGGUGGUGCCGGUUUCGUGGGGUCUCACCUCGUCGACUACCUUAUGAUGCAGGGCCACGAGGUGAUUGUGGCGGACAAUUUCUUUACCGGUCGGAAGCGCAACGUGGAGCACUGGUUGGGUCACGAAAACUUCGAGCUCAUCCAUCAUGACAUUGUCAAUCCGCUGUUCAUCGAGGUGGAUGAAAUCUACCAUCUGGCGAGCCCGGCGAGUCCACCGCAUUACAUGUACAAUCCGGUGAAGACGAUCAAAACCAACACGCUCGGAACGAUCAAUAUGUUGGGCUUGGCGAAACGGGUAGGCGCCAAGGUGUUGAUUGCCAGCACGUCGGAGGUGUACGGCGAUCCGGAUGUGCAUCCACAACCGGAGACCUACUGGGGUCAUGUGAAUCCCAUCGGGCCCAGGGCGUGCUACGACGAGGGUAAACGUGUAGCCGAAACACUGAGCUAUGCGUAUGCCAAGCAGGAAAAUGUAAAUGUCCGUGUGGCGAGAAUAUUCAACACCUAUGGACCUCGGAUGCACAUGAACGAUGGACGAGUGGUAUCCAACUUCAUUAUUCAAGCACUGCAGAAUCAGUCAAUUACGAUGUACGGAAGUGGUCAACAGACACGAUCAUUCCAGUACGUGUCCGAUCUAGUUGACGGGCUGGUCGCGCUGAUGACAUCUAACUAUACUCAACCCGUCAAUUUGGGGAAUCCGGUGGAGCGUACGAUUGAGGAAUUUGCCGAGAUUAUUCGAGAUUUGGUCGGGUGCAAAAGUAAAAUCAUCGAACUGCCAGCAGUAGAGGACGAUCCUCAACGGAGGAAGCCGGAUAUUUCCCGCGCCAAGAAAUAUCUUAACUGGGAACCGAGGGUUCCACUGAAGGAAGGUCUAGACAAAACGAUCGAAUACUUCCGGAAAGAAUUGGCACGCUCGAAUCACUCCCAGCGGAAUAUAUUUGUGCCAGAAACGACUGAAAACACUUAGCAGUAGCAGCAGUACCACUUACGGUUAUUUUACUCCAGUAGAUGCUAUGGACUUGUGGUGGAAUAGAUACACAAAAAGUCAAUGAAGGGUGCAAUAUCCUCCUGGCCACGUAACCAGUUCCCGGUCUCCAUGCUGUUGCAGUACAAAUUUCCCAAAACAUGAAACGUACGAUAGCACACGUAAUUCCUACAUCAUCCGAUCUAUCAUUCGCCAACUAAAAUUAGUUAAUUGUAAAUAGAAAUGUAUUUAAUAACGAAAUCAAAAUCAUUCUGUCGCAGGGAACAUUACAACAUUGUCGGAGGUCUUUCUUGAUUUUAGGUUGUGGUCAUUUUUUUUACAGUUAUUGUUGUAUGUGUGUACAUUUGUUAGGCCUAUCUUUUGUGUAUACUCUUAUUCUGUCUAGUCUUGUUUAAUUUUUGCAGAAAUAUUUUAAACAUGUUUUCAUUUUUUUAGGAUUGUAAAUAAAGACAAAAGUGAGGGAUUAUAUGAAACA
Messenger RNA from Malaya genurostris, 1996 nucleotides. RefSeq names its product UDP-glucuronic acid decarboxylase 1 (gene Uxs). The coding region runs from base 124 to 1503 and encodes 459 amino acids. Gene Ontology annotation, cellular component: cytoplasm. The record is from RefSeq and is a predicted model, not a curated record. The transcript has 5 exons. Gene Ontology annotation, molecular function: UDP-glucuronate decarboxylase activity; NAD+ binding. Gene Ontology annotation, biological process: D-xylose metabolic process. NCBI's taxonomy places the organism in Eukaryota, Metazoa, Arthropoda, Insecta, Diptera, Culicidae.